AAAAAAGAAUAAAAAGAAGCAAAAAAACAUUUGAGAGUCUCCGGACAUUAUUAGAACCAAAUUAGGGCAUAACCCUUAUCGAUCGGAGACAGAAGCCAUGGGAAGAAGAAAGGUUGAGAUCAAGCGAAUCGAGAAGAAAAGCAGUCGACAAGUCACUUUCUCCAAGCGACGCAAUGGUCUCAUCGAGAAAGCUCGACAACUCUCAAUUCUCUGUGAAUCCUCCAUCGCUGUCCUCGUCGUCUCCGGCUCCGGAAAACUUUACAACUCUUCCUCCGGCGACAACAUGUCCAAGAUCAUCGAUCGUUAUGAGAUACAACAUGCUGAUGAACAAAAAGUCUUAGAUCUUGAGGAAAAAGCUCGGAAUUAUCUUCCACACAAGGAGUUGCUAGAAAUAGUCCAAAGAAAGCUUGAAGAACCAAUCGAUAAUGUAAGUGUAGAUUCCUUAAUGUCUAUGGAGGAACAGCUCGAGACUGCUCUGUCCGUAACUAGAGCUAAGAAGAGUAGACAGAACUGAUGAUGGAGGAUUUGAAGUCCCUUCAAGAAAAGGAGAAGUUGCUGAGAGAAGAGAACCAGUUUCUGGCUAGCCAGGUGACAAACUCUUAUGCCCUAUGAAGCUGAGUAAUCAUAUUUGAUACACUAUAUAGAUAGAAACACCAAUACACUUGCUCAAAUAUAUAUAUAUAUAUAUGUAGAUUAAUUUCUUGUUAAUGUUUAGUAGCUGUAGAAAAACUAAAAGAAACGAAAGAAAGUUUCUUACAGAUGGGGCAAAGACGUUUCUGGUAACCGAAGGUGAGAGAGGAAUGUCAUUGGAAAAUAGCUCCGGUAACAAAAUACCGGAGACUCUCCCGCUGCUCAAGUAAUCAUCAUCAUCAACGGCUGAGUCAUAGCCUGAUUCAGAAUUACAAAAAAAAAAAGUUUGUAAAUUAGAAAAAGUUGCAUAAUCUCAAACCUUUUUUUAUCUUCCUCUGUGUGGAAAUUAAGGUAAAAAAAAGAACUUUUUUUAUAUACGAAAAAGUAUUGUAAAACUAAGAUAAAGAUGUCGACCUUUAUUCAAAAAAAAAAAAAAGAUGUCGACCUUUGUUGUACCUUCGUAGACAAGAUCAGAAUUCGUGUG
This is a messenger RNA of Camelina sativa (false flax), 1114 nucleotides long. RefSeq names its product agamous-like MADS-box protein AGL70. The record is from RefSeq and is a predicted model, not a curated record. Gene Ontology annotation, molecular function: RNA polymerase II transcription regulatory region sequence-specific DNA binding; DNA-binding transcription factor activity; protein dimerization activity. Gene Ontology annotation, biological process: positive regulation of transcription by RNA polymerase II. Gene Ontology annotation, cellular component: nucleus. Lineage: Eukaryota; Viridiplantae; Streptophyta; Magnoliopsida; Brassicales; Brassicaceae.